GGAGACGCUGCUAGGAACAUAUCAGAAAGGUAGCUAGGAAAGUCAGUUAGUUCCUCUGAAUAAAUAUUAGCUCUUCGUGUCGUGACAUCGCAUUUGAAGAGACACGAGCCGUAGGACGAUCAAAAGACGUUUGUUAUUUUUUUUUUUAAGUUGGAACAAUGUUAUCAAAUAACGGUUGUUUGUAAAUAUGUUGUAACCCUGCUUCCACCUAGCUCUUGCUGGUUAGCCGCACUCUACUAACUGAAUGCACCGGCCUCUGACAGAUGACUAACAACGGUUUCUAUGGAUAGACGAUUAUUAAUGCGAGAUUUUAGAGCGUUGCCAAACACAGGUUCGUCUUCGAAGAGGUUCAACCGUCCCAACGGCUGCAAUGGACAACGCCAAAACACUCAGCCUUGAUGAGGAUGAAGAGCUCCUCUUCACAGAUCCAGAGAGUAAAGAGAAGAACAAAGACAAAAAGCUCGUGUGCAAAGUGAAAUGGUCCCGAGAUGAGGACGACAAACUGAAAAAGCUUGUCAACCAACAUGGAACCGAAUCCUGGAAGUUAAUAGCCACCUUUUUCCCAGGGAGGACAGAUGGUCAGUGUCAGCACCGCUGGCAGAAGGUGCUCAAUCCAGAGCUGGUAAAAGGACCCUGGACAAAAGAAGAGGAUCAAAAGGUCAUCGACCUGGUGCACAAAUAUGGUCCGAAGAGAUGGUCAGUCAUUGCAAAGCACCUGCAAGGGAGGAUUGGCAAACAGUGCCGUGAACGUUGGCACAACCACCUGAACCCGGAGGUGAAGAAGUCUUCUUGGACUCAGGAGGAGGAUCGCAUCAUCUAUGAAGCCCACAAACGGCUCGGGAACCGCUGGGCAGAGAUUUCUAAGCUGCUUCCUGGACGUACGGACAACUCCAUCAAGAACCACUGGAAUUCCACCAUGAGGAGGAAAGUGGAGCAGGAGGGUUACCUGCAAGAUGGCUGCAAGACCUUCAGCUCCUCUGGCAAUGGGAAAAGGCGUAACGGCAGAUCCGGUCCUCAGACUGAGCCCCAGCAUUGUGUUCACUCUCCCCUGCCUGCGGCAGCUCCUAACCAGGUGGGUAGUUUUUCCUACGAUCCUGUCAGCAGACACAUGGACGACCUUCCUAAAAAUUCCUGCUACAUAUCAUCAUCCGGCCUGGAUGAUCCUGAGAGAGAACAGAGAAUUAAGGAGCUUGAGCUGCUGCUUAUGUCAGCAGAGAGGGAAGUCCAGCCACAAUUGCAGUGCAGAGGUUCACGUAGUGUGGAGCCAUAUCCAUCAUGGUCAGAUAGUCUGUCUGAGGACUCGAUGACCACAAGCAGCAGCAGUUUGGAGGAGCAGCCAGACAAAGGGUCCUGGAGAGGUCCGGUGGUCCCAGCUGCCCCUCCUAAACAGCGUCCAGUCUCUCCAAGCAAGUUCCUGUCGGCAGAGGCCAGCGCUGUGCUCUCCAGCCUUCAGACCAUUCCAGAGUUUGCAGAGACCAUGGAGCUCCUUGAUUCAGACACUGGAACAUGGAGCAAUGUUGCCAAUUUUGAUCUUUCAAAAACAUCACCUCCCAGACACAACCAAGAAGGUUUCGCUGAUCUCUUACCAGAGAGGACAGUUUACAACCAAGUAGACUACUGUGUCAACAAUCCCACUACCAUCCCAGGCCAUCAUGGGAAUUGUGCACCAUAUGGUUUGUUGGCUGGUUCCUCACAGACACCUAUCAACCCCUUUAAACCUGACAAGGACUUAUCCAGUGGGAAGAAUAAAAAGAGAAACAGGGGAGAACCUCUUUGUUCUUCCUUCUUGGAAAAUAUCUCAAACUCUCCCAAGAAAACUCCCCCAAAGUCACAUCCAUUCACCCCUUCAGGAUGCUUCAACAUAUCAUUGACGGAGCAUCUGAGUCUGGUUGAUCCGACCUUUACCUCCACUCCUGUGUGCGGUCAAAGGGGCCUUCUCAGCACGCCUCUCCUCAAGGAAAACACACCCAAACAGAAAGAGAAUGAUGGUUCCAGGACACCUAAAUUGCGUAAAAAUAUUGCAGUCCCAACCCCAAGGACACCUACACCCUUCAAAAAAGCUCUGGCUGCCCAGGAGAAAAUGCACGGGCCAGUGAAGAUGGAGCCACAGCCUUUGGCGUUUCUGGAAGAGGACAUUCUAGAAGUCAUGAAGCAGGAGACAGGAAGAGAUGUCUUCAACAAAGACCACAGAGCAUGGAAACAUAAUAUGGACGGUCCAGCCAGGAAAGUGCGCAAGUCUCUUGUACUGGACCCUUGGGUUAAAGACAAUCUUGAUGUCCAAGUCUUCCAAGAUCAACUCAACGAUGCACAGGUUUCAGAAGAAAGUCUGAUGACAAACUCUUUGCUGGUCAUCCCCAUCAGUGAGGAAGAGGAGGUUAGGCAGUCAACCUCGAAGAAAGACGAGUCCUUAUUAGAAGUUGAUAGCCAUGGCCACUGCUUCCCCAGGCCUGAGAUGAAGAAAGUGCCGUCUUUACCCAAAGCACCAAAAUCACCCCCGGCAAUGCUCAGCGAAUGGGAAGCUGUUGUUUAUGGAAAGACCGAGGACCAGCUCUUCAUGACAGAACAGGCUCGACAGUAUCUGAAUCCGUACCUGACGUCCGGCUCUACCUCAAGGGCCCUCAUCCUUUAAAGCCGUCCUCCUCUCCCAAGCCUCACAAGCAGCACUACAUCUGUCCAACAAUUAAAACUGUCCAAUGAGUCCUGAAGGAGACAAUCCAGUAAAACAGAUCAACACUGCCAGGGAUGAGCUCCCAAAGCCCUGCCUGCUGUCCCUGUUUGUUACACGUUUCUAGGUAACCUAAACUCUUGUCCUUUAUAUUUAUGAUCACCUACAAGAAGAAGGUUUUAGACAAUGUGUAUCAGUAAAAACACAAACUCCCUCAGCUUGUUUUGCUAACCUGCUCUUAUGCAGCCAUUUGAUAAAGAUCACUAGUGCUUCAUUUGUAGACAAUUACUUGCUUAAUAUGGAUGCUAAAACGCACACUACAUUUUUUAUUUACAAGACAACCGAUACAGAAUCUAACAUUCUUUUUAUCUUAAACUAUAAUAAAUUAAAAUGCAGUUGUGUUUUUAUGUAACAGUAAUGGUUUGAGAUGCUAAGCCCAAGCUGAGGAGAGGAUGAAAGUAAAAAAAAACAGUCAAAGUUGCACUACUGAGAGGAUUUUGCUGCUGAAAGUAUGAGCUUAGUUUAUUUUGUUUUUGUUUUUUUAUGAUUAUUUGAAAGGGCAAACUGGAUAGCACUUGUGAUGGUAUCUGUUGAAUAACCCAGUGUUUCCUAACCGAGGCCAUGGAGUACGCGGAGACGUCAUUUGAAUGUAAUUCAUUGCAAUGUACAUGUAAAAGAACCUCAAAAGUGGAAGGGUACCUUUUAUUGUUUAUCUCUAAUUACUUUAUUUAUUUUCUCUUCUGAAGCUUAGAUGUUAAUAUAAUUUGAAUGCCAUGAAGUUUUCUUCUAGUUGUUUUUUGAUUUUUUUUUCAGGAGGGUUUGCUGACAAAAACAGCCUAAAACAAAUUUGCUCUAAGCAUGUCACUGUUUGAAUAAAUGCAAAAAUAAAUCCGCUUUGUCAGAUGUUUCAUUGUGACGACUGAUACUGACGGGUUUCCACAGCACAAACAAUUUGUCUGAAAAGGAUAAAGCUUUUUUUAAUGUGAGGGCUGUAGAUUUUUUAUUUAUUUAAAACUACUAAUUUAUUUAUUUCUUUAAAAAGGGGACCUUUAAGAGAAACUAUUGAAGACUUUUAUUACCUGUUUUAUCUUAAAAAAAAAAAAAAAACAGGACUUGGCUGCCAUUCAGUUUAAUACUUCCAUGGCAAAACAAUUUCUCAAUUUUAUGCUAGUUUAUUUCCCAAUUAAGCUUUUAGAAAAUAAUAAUUCUCUAGUUUGUAUGAUCUUGUAACUUUUAGAUAACAUUUUCCCCCUUUAAAUGAAAUAUGGUUUGCAAUUAGUUAGUAUGACCCCAUCUCUGAAAUCUAAUCAUAGAAAAGUGCACUUUUUAUUUGUAUAAAUGUCAACUUUUGUUUGUUUAUUAUCCCGAUGUAGCUAUUUUUGAAUGUGUGGUUUAGUUUGUACAGAAAGCUGACAUGAAGGAUCUGCUGCUUGGUUUUUUUACCGUUUGUUUCUCCUGUUCGGCUGCAGAAGUGUGUAUUUGAACUACAAUACUUAAAAAGAAACCUUGCAAAAAGCCUUUUAUCCUGCUGACAUUCCCAAACCAACCCUCAUUUCCUCACUUUUUGUUUUUCUGUCCGUGAUCUGUAAUUGCUAUUUGUGUGUUAUGCUCACUUCUGUUUUCCUCAGAAGUAAUGAAUAAUACUAUUAGCAGUAUAAGCCGGCUACUUAUUUAUCUGCAUUUUAAGUGUUGGUGCUUUAAAAGUGCAUAUUUGCAAACAGAAGUUUAUUCUUGCUGGUUUCACUCUGUUUUAUAUUUAUGUCUGCAUAGCAAAUUUGAACUCGUGAACUAUUCUGUUAAAACUGAAGACAAAUUCAGUCCUGAACCAACAUUUUAUCUAUUCCAAGAACAUCGCUGCUCCUGCAAAUAAAAUCAAGCUUCACAAAUUCCCCAAAACUUCACCUUAUUUAAACAACGUCAGUUCUUUAAUAUUAAUUUGCAAUCUUAAGGAAUCCUGCUCCAAACCAAUUAGAUUAUCAUUUUCCUGAUCCGAAAUCUGCUGAUCAGUGAGGUUGUAAAGAAUCAAAAUGCCUCUAAUCUUUGUUAUGUUUUCAUCUGUAUGCAGUGAUAGACAAUGGUACAUUUUUUCCAAAAUUAAUAUUGCAUUUUUCUCUUAGAUUAGAUCUAGCUUGCAUGCAUACAAAAAAAAAGUUAGGCACUAGCCCCCCCAAAUGACAAUUACAGAUCAUGCAUUUAUUUUUUCACACUCUGGGUUAGAAGGGUACAAUCCAGCUGCAAAUAUAAAUAGAUCCAAACUGGUUGUCUUUUAUUAGGUUACCCUUGCGCAUGGCUUUGUAACCAUACUGAAGCUUCAUAUAAUCUCCACUACAGCUCUGAAUCUUGUAUUAUCAGUAUUUAGAGGAUCCGACAUUGCCUCUAAUCUGGAUUAUCCUCCCUCCAAACCCCUAGGUGGGAAUAAGAAGAGAAUCUUGUCAGAGAGAUCAAGGGGAAAGAUCAGGAGAGUUUGAUACAGGUGGCAGAAUGUCAUCCAUGUGAUUUCUCUGAGAUGUGUAUAAUCCAUUUAGCUUUGUGUUCCUGCUGGUUGGUUGAUUUGUGUUGUAAUUUGUACCCAUUCAUUCUAAAUUUUUUUGUUUUUUUAAAGGUAAUUGCCCACCAUGUCAAAUCCGGUUUUGAGAGGGAAAAAAAGGUACAGGCAAAAGAUAGCAGCAGCUGUCGUAUACUACUGUAGCAACAUGCUCGAUGGAUUACGAUUGUUAAACACGUGCUGUUUAAUGUAGCAUUUUGACUUAAAGACGUAACUAAGUUGCCGUAGAUAUCCUGCCAGCUGUCUUUGACCGUGUACUUUGUUUUAUAGAAGAAAAUAAAUAAAUAUGCUC
Messenger RNA from Cyprinodon variegatus (sheepshead minnow), 5502 nucleotides. It is a transcript of the gene mybl1, whose product is annotated as v-myb avian myeloblastosis viral oncogene homolog-like 1. Gene Ontology annotation, cellular component: nucleus. Bases 371 to 2629 code for a protein of 752 amino acids. Gene Ontology annotation, biological process: regulation of DNA-templated transcription. Gene Ontology annotation, molecular function: RNA polymerase II cis-regulatory region sequence-specific DNA binding; DNA-binding transcription factor activity, RNA polymerase II-specific. The transcript is spliced from 16 exons. NCBI's taxonomy places the organism in Eukaryota, Metazoa, Chordata, Actinopteri, Cyprinodontiformes, Cyprinodontidae. The record is from RefSeq and is a predicted model, not a curated record.